Molecule: messenger RNA, 1575 nt
Organism: Thecamonas trahens ATCC 50062
Lineage: Eukaryota; Apusomonadida; Apusomonadidae
Product: pyruvate kinase
Exons: 2
Coding region: 1-1575 (524 amino acids)
Biological process (GO): glycolytic process
Cellular component (GO): cytoplasm
Molecular function (GO): pyruvate kinase activity; magnesium ion binding; potassium ion binding
Source: RefSeq, a predicted model, not a curated record
AUGUUCCGCACAUGCAUCAACAUCGGCCUCCGGCAGCAUGCAGGCAUUGUCCAACGUAGCGUGUCUUCGCUGAGCAAGCUUGUUGACUUGGACGUCCGUCAUCCGCACUCGCGUGACCGCAAGACCAAGGUCAUCUGCACCGUUGGUCCGGCCACCUGGGAUGCCUCGGGCAUCUCCUCCCUGCUGGAUGCUGGGAUGAACGUGAUGCGGCUCAACUUUUCGCACGGCAGCUACGAGGACAAGGCAAAGGCCAUUGCUACUUUGCGUGCCGAGCUGGAUCGCAAUGCUCGGAGUGACGUCGACUUUGACGACGGCUCGUGCGAGGAUCUCUGCGCCAUUGCUGCCGACACCAAGGGUCCCGAGAUCCGAACGGGCGCUGUGGCCGACGGCGCAAAGGCGGUCGAGCUUGUUGGCGGCUCCACCGUCGAGAUCACCACCGAUCCGCAGUUUGCUACCUCGUGUACGGCAAGCAGGCUCUUUCUCGACUACCCAGACUUUGCCAACGAGGUGAGCGAGGGCCAGACCGUGUUUGUCGACGACGGGCUCAUCGAGCUGACGGUGACCGGCCUGCACCCAGGUGAGGGCGCGGUCGAUGCUAAAGUGGUCAACGGCGGCAUGCUUGGCUCAGGCAAGGGGAUCAACUUGCCGGGCGCCUCGCUAUCACUGCCGGCGGUGUCGGAGCGCGAUGCGGCGGACCUGGCGUUUGCUGUGGAGCAGGACAUGGACAUUGUCUUUGGCUCGUUCAUUCGCUCGGCAGCCGACAUUGCGGACAUCCGUACGGCGCUCGGCCCUGCCGGCGCGCACAUCAUGGUCAUGGCCAAGAUCGAGAACUGGGAGGGCGUGCUCAACUUUGACGAGAUCCUGGCAGCUUCGGACGGGAUCAUGGUGGCACGUGGCGAUCUCGGCAUCGAGGUUCCGGCGUCCAAGGUGUUUCUCGCGCAAAAGUCGAUGCUGGCCAAGUGCGUACUCGCCGGCAAGCCGGCAAUUGUGGCGACUCAGAUGCUCGAGUCGAUGGUGAAGAACCCGCGCCCGACGCGGGCCGAGGUGUCGGACGUCGGCAACGCCGUCGUCGACGGCGCGGACGCCGUCAUGCUCUCGGGCGAGACUGCAGUUGGUGCCUAUCCGCAGGCUGCGGUCCAGAUCAUGGGCAAGGUAUGCCAGGAGGCCGAGGCGGUCAUCGACCACGGCGAGCUCGGCGCAAGCAUCCGCGGACGCCACGCCGCGUACGAAGACGUGCUGGUGAGCGUCGGUGAUCACCACAAGGACGCGACCCGCGAUGCCAUCGCGUCGGCCGCCACCGACGCUGCAGCCCGCAUCCAGUCCCCGGUCAUUGUCGUUCUCUCGGCGUCGGGCGGAACCGCCCGCGACGUCGCUCGCUUUCGGCCCGAGGUUCCGAUUGUGGCGGUGACCGACGACGCGCGGGUCGCGCGCCAGCUCAACGUCUCCAAAGGCGUGUUUCCGGUAGUUGUUGCGCCGGCGCCGUUGGACGCGAUGCGCGCAUCGGGCGUCGCGUUCGGCAAGUCGCUCGGCCUUCCGUCGGCGACGACGCCGACCCGACGGUCGGCAUCCAUGUAG